Vicugna pacos (alpaca) is the source of this 4756-nucleotide messenger RNA. The record is from RefSeq and is a predicted model, not a curated record. NCBI's taxonomy places the organism in Eukaryota, Metazoa, Chordata, Mammalia, Artiodactyla, Camelidae.
CUAGGACUCAGCAGUUGAAUUUUUAAGUGUGUUACUGAUUCAUCCUCUCUCUCUUCCUCUGUCAUCACAGGUUUAAACUUACACGAAUCGCUCUCUUGAGGAGGAGGGGACCGCCGCGCGAUUGUCACGCAUAUUCCUAUAGGCAUCCUCCUUCAGCCCCCACCCCCACGGCCGGAUUCGGGUGGCUCCUCUCCCAGCUGAAAUCCGAGAAGAAAUCCUUGGAUCUCUUGUUUUCUUAAAAAAAAAAAUCUAGAAACCGACGGUAUUUUGCUUUACUGCCUCCUUUUCGCACGAUGAAGAAGUUUUUCGACUCCAGGCGAGAGCAGGGCGGCUCUGGCCUGGGCUCCGGCUCCAGCGGAGGAGGGGGCAGCACCUCGGGCCUGGGCAGUGGCUACAUCGGAAGGGUCUUUGGCAUUGGGCGACAGCAGGUCACUGUGGACGAGGUGUUGGCGGAAGGUGGAUUUGCCAUCGUGUUUCUGGUGAGGACAAGCAACGGAAUGAAAUGUGCCUUGAAACGCAUGUUUGUCAACAAUGAGCAUGAUCUCCAGGUGUGCAAGAGAGAAAUCCAGAUAAUGAGGGACCUGUCAGGGCACAAGAACAUCGUGGGGUACAUUGACUCUAGUAUCAACAACGUGAGUAGCGGUGAUGUGUGGGAGGUGCUCAUCCUGAUGGACUUCUGCAGGGGAGGCCAGGUGGUCAAUCUGAUGAACCAGCGCCUGCAAACAGGUUUCACAGAGAACGAAGUGCUCCAGAUAUUUUGCGACACCUGUGAAGCUGUUGCCCGCCUGCAUCAGUGCAAGACUCCUAUUAUCCACCGCGACCUGAAGGUUGAAAAUAUUCUCUUGCACGACCGAGGCCACUACGUCCUGUGUGACUUUGGAAGUGCCACCAACAAAUUCCAGAAUCCGCAGACUGAAGGAGUCAACGCAGUAGAAGAUGAGAUUAAGAAAUACACAACGCUGUCCUAUCGAGCACCAGAAAUGGUCAACCUGUACAGUGGCAAAAUCAUCACUACGAAGGCAGACAUUUGGGCUCUUGGAUGUUUGUUAUAUAAGUUAUGCUACUUCACUUUGCCAUUUGGAGAGAGUCAAGUGGCAAUUUGUGAUGGAAACUUCACAAUUCCUGAUAAUUCCCGAUAUUCCCAAGAUAUGCACUGCCUAAUUCGGUAUAUGUUGGAACCGGACCCCGACAAGAGGCCAGAUAUUUACCAAGUCUCCUACUUCUCGUUUAAACUGCUCAAGAAAGAAUGCCCAAUUCCAAAUGUACAGAACUCUCCCAUUCCUACAAAGCUUCCUGAACCAGUGAAAGCCAGUGAGGCAGCUGCAAAAAAGACCCAGCCGAAGGCCAGGCUGACAGAUCCCAUUCCCACGACAGAGACUUCAAUUGCACCCCGCCAGAGGCCGAAAGCUGGGCAGACUCAGCCCAACCCAGGAAUCCUCCCCAUCCAGCCAGCCCUGACACCUCGAAAGAGGGCCACAGUUCAGCCCCCACCGCAGGCUGCAGGAUCCAGCAAUCAGCCGGGCCUUUUAGCCAGUGUUCCUCAACCCAAAGCCCAGCCCCCGCCCAGCCAACCCCUCCCGCCGUCCCAGCCCAAGCAGCCCCAGGCGCCGGCCGCCCCGCAGCAGACGCCUUCCGCUCCGGCCCAGGGUCUGCCCGCGCAGGCCCAGGCCACACCCCAGCACCAGCAGCAGCCGCCACCUGCCCAGCAGCCGGCGGGUGCAUUUUACCAGCAGCAGCAGCCCCAGGCUCAGCAGUUUCAGGCAGUACACCCAGCCGCCCAACAACCAGCGAUCACCCAGUUCCCUGUGGUGUCCCAGGGAAGCUCUCAGCAGCAGCUGAUCCAGAACUUCUACCAGCAGCAGCAGCAGCUGCUGACUCAGCAGGCUGCCUUGCAGCAGAAGACCGCAGUGGCAGCCGCACCGCAGCCCCAGGCACAGCCGGCCGCAGCCUCCCAGCCACCCCCUGCCCAGGAGCCAGUGAUUCAAGCCCCAGUAAGACAACAGCCAAAGGUUCAGACAACGCCACCUCCUGCCAUCCAGGGACAGAAACUCGGAUCUCUCACUCCUCCAUCAUCCCCCAAGGCCCAGCGUGCUGGGCACAGGCGGAUUCUCAGUGACGUGACCCACAGUGCGGUCUUUGGAGUUCCUGCCAGCAAAUCAACCCAGCUGCUCCAGGCAGCUGCAGCUGAGGCCAGUCUCAAUAAGUCCAAGUCUGCAACCACCACUCCUUCCGGCUCCCCUCGGGCCUCCCAGCAAAACAUUUAUAAUCCUUCAGAAGGUCCCACGUGGAACCCCUUUGACGAUGACAAUUUCUCCAAACUCACAGCUGAAGAACUGCUAAACAAGGACUUUGCCAAGCUGGGGGAAGGCAAACAUCCUGAGAAGCUUGGAGGCUCAGCUGAGAGUUUGAUCCCAGGCUUUCAACCAGCCCAAGGUGAUGCUUUUGCUGCUCCCUCAUUUUCUGCUGGACCUGCUGAAAAAAGGAAGGGUGGGCAGACUGUGGAUUCUAGCCUUCCUCUUCUAAGCGUAUCUGAUCCUUUCAUUCCUCUUCAAGUUCCUGAGGCACCAGAAAAACUAAUUGAGGGACUCAAAUCUCCUGACACUUCUCUUCUGCUCCCCGACCUCUUGCCUAUGGCAGAUCCUUUUGGUAGCACUUCUGAUGCUGUAAUUGAAAAAGCUGACGUGGCUGUUGAGAGUCUCAUUCCGGGACUGGAGCCCCCGGUGCCCCAGCGCCUCCCAUCUCAGACGGAAUCCGUGACCUCGAACCGCACAGAUUCUCUCACCGGGGAGGAUUCCCUGAUUGAUUGCUCUCUGCUUUCUAACCCUACUACUGACCUGCUGGAGGAGUUCGCCCCAAUAGCGAUCUCUGCUCCGGCCCAUAAAGCUGCAGAAGAUAAUAAUCUCAUCUCAGGUUUUGAUGUCCCUGAGGGCUCGGACAAGGUGGCAGAAGAUGAGUUUGACCCUAUUCCUGUAUUGAUAACCAAAAAUCCACAAGGUGGGCACUCUAGAAACAGCAGUGGGAGCUCUGAGUCCAGUCUUCCCAACCUAGCCAGGUCUCUCCUGCUGGUGGACCAGCUCAUAGACCUGUAACCGUGACCCAGUAGCAGAUGCUGUUCCGUAACCUUCCUGCCGUAAUACACGUUUUCAUUACGGAGUUAUAAGAAAAUGAUUUUUUUUUUAAUCUGCAAAUCAGGGGCCCUCUAGCCCUAACCUCCUACCCCUUGCCUUCUCCUAUAGAAAUGAUAAGGAAAGAAAAUCACUUUGGCCCUCCAGAUAGUCCUUGGCCAGUUCCUCCCUGUUAGUUUGCUGUGUUUUCUCAUUACCCUCCUUCAAUAGCAUUAGCUUAAAUUAAACGCUAGAUGCCAUGAGCUUCACCUCUGCUGGAACCAACUCCACCAAAAGCUUCACUGUCAUUGAAACUAGUGAACUGACACCUUUGUCUCAUUCUUGCUAGGAAUGGCCCUACCACAUCAAUCCUCCCCAACCCCUGUCUCCUUUGGCCAGACGCUGAAUGUGUUUCUCUGUUUUUGCUUUUUAUCCUGCUGCAUUAUCAUGAGGACAUGGCUUCUUCGGUUGGUCUAGGCAGUCCCCUGGAGAUGGGUGUGUGGUUUAAGACAGGGUAAAACUGCCCGAUGGUCUGUGUUUGAGAAGAGAAACUGAGCCCAGCUCUAGCCAACCAACUUUGACCUUGUUUGACCAUAGACUUAGCCAAGGGAUUUUCCACCCCAUGCAACCGCCCAGCAUCCGUCCAGCAUUCUGGCUUCCAUUGAACCGUGAUUUCUCAGAUCUGGAGACGUGACUGCAAGUACUUGAGAUCCUUGGAUAAAAUGUGUCCAGUAUAUAAAUCCCAAGUAUUGCCAUUCCUUUUCGUGUCACCUGUCCCAAGCCGGGAUCUCAGAAUUAGACCAAAACAAGACAAUGGUGGUAACAUGAUACCUUUUACUAGAAGACUUUUCACUGGGGGGUGGAUGGGGGAGGGGAAGGAAUUGUAGCAGAAACAGAUGUAUUUUUCUUGUGAUUUUUAUUUUGAAUCAAAUAUUGUAAAUUGUGUAUAAAUGAAGACGCUGAAUAGUUCUGUUUCCACUUGGCGUUUCAAGUCUAAUAUCAGGUGUCUGUACAGGGUUUUGAUCUCUUUCCCUCGUAUAACUAACUACACAGCCAUCCUGCGGUGUAACAUAUGGAAUCAUUUUGAGUAGACGUGUGUGUUGCUCUAAGCUUUCAGCAGGUCCUCUGUCUUUGUAGAAUAAGCAUGUUGUUUAUUUUCAGAUAAUCAGAAAUAAGUAUACUGGCAAGCUAGGCACCAUUUGACUCUGGCUACUUACCUUUCUUUCUCUCUAAUGUUUAAAUUGAAGGAUGCAGCCAAUGAAAUACGUUCAGUUGGUUUUCCUUGGCUUCCUAGAUGAAAAACAAAACAAAGCGUAGUUCCUCACUAACCUUAGAAUAUUGUUCGUAAAAUAAAUAAAGGCCCCUUCACUGACGUGACAACAUGCCUCAUGGUUACCCUCUGUAUAUGUCCUUACUCACUGAAGUAUAUAUAUUUUUUCCAUACGUGCAAAGUUGUUUUAUAAAGCCGCCCUUUUGAAAAAGAGGUGGGCACAGAGAACCCAUUUGGGUCUCUUCCUCGAGUGGCAUUUUCCAUGAUCAGAAGGGAAACUCUUAGUUGAUCAGAUGUGUCCCAAUAAAAGUCCAGGUCCAUUUGCUUAUUUCCCUAUCUGGUACUUGUGUUUCUUCUUCCUCACGUUUGCACUUUAAGGGGG